Messenger RNA from Cercopithifilaria johnstoni, 1017 nucleotides. The record is from the annotation of a GenBank genome assembly. NCBI's taxonomy places the organism in Eukaryota, Metazoa, Nematoda, Chromadorea, Rhabditida, Onchocercidae.
AUGACGAAAUCGAAAUAUAAUGGUUUGGUAAUUACUUCAGCAGUUGCAGAGAGUGAAGAAACUAAUGAUUCCCAGGUUCAGGAAGAUAAUGAAUAUUCCGCAAAAUAUCAGGAAUCCGGAUUUUGUGAAAAAUCUCCUAAUUUAUAUUGUGUUCGAGGGACAUUAACAUUUUCGCUUCGCUAUGAUUUCAUUCAUCGUGUAUUAAUGGUACACGUUAUUCGAGCUUGUGGUAUUCCUGCUGAAAAUUCGGAACCAUAUGUGAAAUUAUGUUUGCUACCGGAAAGACGGAAUCAAUAUAAAACUCGUAUUUUCAAGAAUUCAUCUAAUCCGGAAUGCAAUGAAAUGUUUUCGUUUGAUGUCAGCCAUGCUAAUUUAUCCAAUAGAAUGUUAAAAUUUACUGUGUAUAAUUUUGUUCGUUUCACGCGGCAUGGUCUCGUUGGUAACGUCAUUUUGCGUGAUCUAUUUGAGAAAUCAGAAUUGAAUACGUGGACUGAACAUACUAUGCAAAUUAUUGGCACACCAGGUAAAGAUGAUUUUGGUGAUUUAUUGGUUUAUUUAUCAUAUUCUAUAGCUGAUCGAAAACUUCAUGUUACAGUUUCAAAAGCAUACAAUUUAAGACCAAUGGAUAUUACAGGUGCUUCCGAUCCUUAUGUUAAAAUUGAGCAAAUUUAUCAACAGCGUCGCAUAAAAGCACGUAAAACGUCAAUCAAACGAGCUAAUCUAAAUCCUGUAUAUCACGAAUGUCUCGAAUUUGACCUUCCAUUAAAUGAAAUUGAAGGAACUAAUUUAUUAGUUCGUGUAAUGGAUUGGGAUAGGAUCGGUCGUGAUGACCUGCUCGGUUGUUGUAUCAUUGGUAAUAAUAGUCCAAUGCCAGAAGGUAAAAAACAAUGGAUGGAUUGUUUCAGGGACAUAACUUCGAUUUGCGAUAAUUCGGAUCGUCAACCAAUUGGUACAUGGUAUAGUAUCCUUGAUGAGGUACCCGAAGAGUUUUGUAAUGUUCCAAAAGCGAAGAAAUAA